Molecule: messenger RNA, 5039 nt
Organism: Dermacentor albipictus
Lineage: Eukaryota; Metazoa; Arthropoda; Arachnida; Ixodida; Ixodidae
Product: sodium-dependent glucose transporter 1A-like
Biological process (GO): transmembrane transport
Source: RefSeq, a predicted model, not a curated record
CUGCCGGCCGCGGUGCACGUUCGUGACAGUGCCAGACAUGCGUUUCCAGCUUCAAUCGAAACGGUGUUUGUGUGCAGUGCUUUGCGGCGCGAAACAGUCUUCCCACUCUACUGACGCAUCCUAAAGGCCACACAAACUUACUUCUUAAGUUGAACAUUUUGGUGCCGAGGCCUGGAGAUGGACGACAACAUCGUCGAAGACGCUUUAACUCCGGUUGCUCUUUCGCUUCGCUCUCCUGCUUCAGUCCAGGAGGCCUCGCGACCCUACGCGCCUAUUCCGCGCACUGAGAACUGCAGUACCCCCGAGAAGACUUUCUCUCCUCGUGUUCGGCUGUGGCUCAAUUUGGGCCGAACGUGCAACGUGAGCCUGGGAAAUCUGGGAAUGGGUCUCAUCACAGCCCUCGCAGGUGUUGCUCUGCUGGACUUGGGGGAAAUCUACGGCACCAAUAUUUCAACUAUUUCUCAUCUAAUAACGACGCGCAGCGUAGGAGGCCUGCUUGGAUCUCUGCUAGGAGGCAAGCUGUACGACACGUACAACACGCAGCUUACGUCAAUACUCAUGCUGCUGCUGACCAGCGUAACGGUACUGAUGGUUCCACUGUCCGGAGUGCUGCUUGUAGCUCACGUCAUGGUCUUCUUCAUGGGUCUCAGCUUGGGAGCGUUCGGCACAGGAGCCAACGUCUGGAUCAUCAACAUGUGGCCAGAGGACAGCAGUCCAGCGCUUCACAUUUUUCACUUCGCAUUUGCCGUUGGCUCGCUGGUGGCUCCUCUCAUAGUCAAGCCAUUUCUAUCUCGAGGAGGCGCCGACAACUCAAACUUUCUACGGGAAGCGGCCAACCUGAGCUAUAGCUUUGAACCGACACCCAACGAGACUGGCAACCAAUCCUCCGCAGUCAGUACUCUGUCCGACGAAGGGGCUGUUGAGGGGUCGGGCGAAAGCACAGUGUACUACGCGUUUGCGAUUGUCAGCGCGUUCUACUUGUUUCUGGUCCUCUCGAUGGCACUUCUUUACUGCGUAGACAACUCUGACUUCAGACGGCGGCCAGCGAGAGGACCGAACGGAAGUGAGGCGAAAGCGAGCGAAAAACGGGAAGGCGUCCGCUACAGCCGGAUCUCGUUGGCGCUGCUGAGUGUUUUCGAGUGCGUAUACGUCGCACUCGAAUGCACGACAUCUCAAAUGCUGACCACCUUUGCAGUCAAGAGCGACCUGCACUUUUCCAAACCGGACGCAUCUCGGGUAGUCGCAGUGUACUUCUUUUUCUUCGCAGCGAGCAGACUGGUCGCGGCGAUAGUGGCCAUGAAAGUGUCUUCAUUGGUCACGCUUAUCUUCACGCAUGCUGUUCUCGUGGCCACGUCAGCAGCCAUGACGGUGUGGUGCUCCAGUAACGCGCUCGUGCUCUGGGUGGGCAGCGCAAUCACGGGAUUUGGCCAAGGACCCAUCAAGGCCGCGGUCGUCGCGUGGACUGCUGAAUACAUUAGCAUUAGCAACAAAAUGAUGUCUGUGGUCGUGGUCACGGGCAGCAUCGGCAACCUCGCGCCGGCACUUCUCGUUGGACAGUUUAUUGACCGCAAUCCCGAUUCUUUCCUGUACGUGACCCUGGGUGCUGUUUUGCUGUCUGUAGUCAUAUUUCUAGUCAUGUAUGCUUACAUGAGCAGGAGGCGACAUUUAAAGUCACACGCCGACGUUCAAAUCACUGCAGGUGCGGAGAAAUCAGGGGACAUGCCUUUGCUUUAGCAUUCUGCUAAAUAUGCGAUUUCGUUAGAUACUUACAGCUCUUAGAAUGCGCCUCAUGUGUUUACACGUAAAUACUAAUAUUUAUACUUCGGCGAGCGAAACACAACGAGAAAUCAUAUCUCUGAAGCAUUCAUAAAACACUGCACGUGCAUGCUUUGUACGCACACAAAAAAUAAAGUUGUAUUUCAUUCGAUUGACAGAAUGAAUCCGGUUAGGGAGAACGUCUUAAAGCCUCUGCAUAUAAGAAGCACUGCCUUCAACGUCGCCCUGUAUAGCGCGUGACCGCGGACUAUCCAAUGCAGAACGCGCAAUACCGUCACCCGUCACUGGGAGUGCGCCACCAAGAGAAAAGAAGAGAAAAAAGAGGGUAGAAGGACUCGCAACGUAAACGUGCCGCGGUCCCUCAGCUACGAUAUGGGAGAAGGCAGGAAAAGAAAGUUGCUUGCGGACGCUAAAAAUGUGGCACAAAGAGAUAGCGUCAAUGCUGGCGUCGGUCCUCGCCUCCUAGAAGACAUAGCAACGCGGCAUUUUGAUUCAUGCUGUCUCCUCUAAUAAUUAAACAAUUUGAAAAAAAUAUUUCGAUGAGACUCUUCCCUAGACGGCUCUGAAUAAAUUCCAGUAUAGUGGCUGGAAAUUCAAGCGCAGCGAAAUGACGAAGCUAUUAGCACCUACGCCUUGACCGAAACUCAUCUACGAGAUUUAGAGCUACCACCUGUUAUUGGCAAUUUUGUAUGGGAGGGUUGCGAAUGUCUGGGUCAAGAAAAGGUAGAGGUGCUGGCAUGCUUAUAAGGUGAAGUAGGAAGUAGGCAAAGGGUAAGAUAGACACGUGAGGAGCAUUUAUGGAUGGGCUGCACAUGGAAAGGAAAGAACACGUGGCAAGGAGUAGCUUAUCUAUGGACCGGUAUAUAGUGAUAGCAGAGAUCAAAAUUGAAAAUUACAAACGUUAUUAAUGAGUCCAUAAAAUCAGGCCAGGUGAUAUCAGUAGAAGAUAUGAAUGCGCACAUGGAAUAUCUAGACGGAUAUGCUGAUUACAUUGGUUCUUUAGUGUUGGAUCUUGCGAGGAAGAGAACCUUGUAGUAUUUAACAGAUAAAGUAACUGCCUUUGGCAGGUAACGUGGCAAUACGAAAACAGGCACUUAAGUAUCGACUACGCUGAGUCUCGUAAACGGUUUACGAAUGACUAGACCAAAGGACGAUAGAUAAACACGGAAUUGCCUGGGUAGCAAUCAUAAGUGUACAUCCUUGACUUUUGGGAGGCAUACCGACACAACAAAACCUAAGUGAAAAGAAAAGUAGCGGAAAUAGCAAAGGAAGCGUAGAGAAAAAAGGGGAGGCCCUUCCUACAGCAGUCUGGAAUUACACGGAACUCGUAGAGGUAAUGCAACAGGAGAUAAGACAAGCAAGGGUAAAAAAUUGUUGGAGUGGAAAGAAAAAAACCCUGCAAGUGGUGGAACAAGGAAAUGAAGCAAGCUAUGGAACAGCAUAAGCAGGCGUCAAGGCAUCAUCGAGAAGUUAGAACGUUGGGUUUACAUGAAGAGGUACUGCUUAGAUGGAAGAAGCAUCCGGAAAAGAAAAGGGAGGCGAGCGAACAAGUGCAACGAAAAAAAAAUGUACAAGUGAAAGUCAGCUGCAUGACAUUCGCAAAAAAAAGAGACAAAAACACACCAACAAGAUUGUUGAACCAUGCAAGAGCACUCAAGAGCUCCAGCUAAAAAUACGCGAACAACUUUAACGGAUGAAGACGCGAACAUCUUUUAAGGAGACGACGCGCUGCGGUGCAUCAGAGACGUUAUUAUGGAUAACUUGCGCAAGAAAAAUAGUGUAGUCCAGACUUAAACAGACUUAGCAACAGUGAAGCCUGAGAAAUCAAUAUUUUGCGUAGAGAGCUUUUACUCUAAAAAAGUAGAAGAAAAUUUUUCCAAUAACACGGCCGCUGAACCCAAUAAAAAUCCCAAUACAGCUAAUCAGAAAGAUGGGUCCAAAGAACAGGGCACUGCUAAUUAAUCCCAUGGAGCAAGUGAUUAAAAUUUGGAAAAUUCCGUUAAUGUUGCGUAAAAACAGGAUGAACUUUAAGGACGUAACUGAUAAGGAUAAGACGAGCUCGUACAGGCAAGUUACAGUAACGUCUUUGAUAUAUAAAAUAGGAAUGUGAGCCAUAAAAUUAGAGCUGUCGAAGCGGGUGGAGAAAAAGCAUAUACUUGGGGAGCUACACAAUGGGAUCAAGCCAGGGAGACGCUUAGAGGAUAAUAUAUUUGUACUAACGCAGUGCGCAGAGACUUCAAUAACUCAGAACACACCUUUAAAGGUAACAUUUCUAGAUAUUUAGGGAGCUCACGACAACGUAAUCAGAGAAUAAAGAGACCAGUAAUGACAGGAUAUCAAUUCAGCAAGAAGACAUACCCAUCGUCAAGCAAUAUGAACACCCGGGUGUAUACAUAAACGAAGAAAAGACCCGCUCAAGCGUCCAACAAAGUAGGCUAAAACUGAAAGGUAAGUGGAAUGCGACAAUAAUGAAAGACAUAGCCACUUUGUGGCUACAAUACGAGGUGGUGUGAGGAACUUGGGAAUAGUGUAAUACUGCCAGUGCUAACGACCGCAAAUGCAAUAUUGUGCUAUAAAACAGAAACCUUGUCAGGUUUUAAGGUUAACUAUAGGGUGGUCGGCCGACUGGCUUUGGGGAACCCCGGUAAAAUCACAAGUGAGGCAGAGCAAGUAGACAUGAGUUGGGCUUCUUUUGAAGUAUGAGAAGCGCAGAGAAAGAUUAGUUGUGAAGAGAGACUGCAAGGAACACGGAUGAAAAGAUAUGGCUGGCUGAAUUGCAUAAACAUCUGUGCCUUAAAAGCGUGAGCACGGAAUGAAGGAAAAGGUCGACAUUUGGCAACUAAGUACAAGGCAAUUGAAAGUGAAAAUAUACAACCAAUCGUAAAAAAAUAAGGUGAGAGAAACAGGGAAAACGGUAAAUUGGAUGCAAAGGGCAGAAACAGGAAAGUACCAUGGAGAUUUACAAAAACGGCAAUAAAGAAUUCGCGGUGCGAAUACGAUCAGAUUACAACACAAUCGCAAAUGAUGACAAUCUAAAAGCGCAAACGAAUACCAAACCAAGCUAACUAAAUAAGCGCGAGCGAGAGCUGACGCGAGCAGACGAUAAUACGAAACGAGCUGUCCGGCUGACACCACAUACGAGUACGCAUCGAGCGGGUCCGCAUGACACCAGCCUCCCGCGCGAACGUCACUGAAGGGGCCGCUCUCAUUGGUGUCCGCCGUUCGCGGUUCACGUCCUUUCAUCUCCUGCUCCUGCGUUCGCU